CUGUACUAUACUGACAAGUUCGAGUACGAGAACGUUUUGGUGGAUAGCUAGCUAGCUAAGGUGGUCAAGUAUAUAAUGCCUACUUCGUGACAUUCGUAGAGAUUGUGUGUCCCUUCCAACAUAAUGGCAUCUGAUGAAGAGCCCUCCAUCUACGAAUGGACCGCUCUGGUGGACGGCAACACCGGGCACUAUUACUACUGGAAUACAUUUGACGGCAGCGUUGUGUGGCAACUGCCUGUCGAUGCGAAGGGCUACAAUGUAUACGUACAGGAGGAAAAUGGGACUCAGGUGCUGGCCUCGAUAGCACUGAAGACAGAAGGGUCCACUAAUUUACACGACAGUGUAUCAAUAACCCCUGAUGAUUCGCCACCUGGGGUCGAUGCGGUAGGUGUAGGAGAAGCUACGAUAGGCAAUAAGAGUAUAAGUACAAGUAUACACACAAGUACACUUAGUUCACCAGUACUUAGAAACGAUGGCGUACAAACAGAUACAGGCGCCAUAGCGAAAAGUACGAAGGUGGGGCUUGGCACGACGGAGCAGAGCAGCUUCACAGGGGCUGCAUCUGUGUCGAAGGGGCCUAUACUGAAACGAGACCUGAAAGUUGUUGGGGAUACGGAUACUACACUGACUGCAAGUAAUAGACUGAUUAAUGUGAUUAGUCCAGGUAAGGCCAGUGGUGUAGACACGGCUAACCGCACACCUAAGGACGAUGUUAAGGUCGCUCAGACAGUACAGAAGGGCCCUGGGUUGAAGGUGGGCGUCACAAAGGCAGCAUCAACCCAGUCGUCAGAUACCUCUACGGCGUCUGGUUCUGCGCACACCCUGUCGAGCUGGCCAGUUUUAGUUCGGAAUGCACAACUCACUAGAGAUAUAAAGGAGGCCGCUUCACCCGCGUUGACGCCUGCAGGUGAACAUACAUCUGCAGAUACUACCGAACCGGUACAUACACCAAAACCGCAUGUCACAAUCGAUACUGACAAUAUGAAAGACACCCUCGCCGCUGUUAGUAAAGCUAAGCCAGUAGAUACGGUCACCUCAAUUAACAAUGAGGGCACCUCUUCCAGUAUAUCAGAUGAGUCUAAGGCGGUUGCGAAAUCCGGAUCGUUGUUAGGAGGGUUGGCGUCUGUGAAUUAUUCAUCGUCGUCGGAUGGGUCCGAUUCAGAGCCGGAAUCGGACAGUGACACAGAAAAGGACAGAAUGGACUCUAUGGCCACGGGCCAAUGGUAUAAAAAUACAACCUUAGACACGAAUACAAAUACAAACACGAAAAUAGAAGGACCAACAAACUCAGACUUCCAGCCAGAAAGUGAGCCAACAACCGAAAAGGAGGGGGAGGACGUGAGCGAGCAUGAACCUUUCGAUGCGGAUAAGAAGGCUGGUGUAGACGCAUCAGAUGUGGGGUUAGGGUCCAUGGCAGAGUGGAAGUCAUGUGAUGGCAUGCCAUCCUCUGAGGCAAACGAGCAAGCUGCACAGGACAUUGCGCACAUGGGCAGUGCUGUGUUGGAGGAAACUCAAAAUAAGGGGGAAGAUGGCUUGGGUGACCAAGAGAAAGAGGCAGGAGGUGCGGUAGUAGGUGUAGAUGAAGGCGAUGGGGUAGUCGUAGUAGGCGACGAAUCUGCUAAUGCUACACAGACUGUGGUGUCGAAGGCUUGCCCAGAUCCGUCUGGAGAUGAUGAGAGUGCAAAUGUAGAGAAAGAUGGGGAAAUGAAGGUGGGCAUAGAUACGGUUGAUGAUUCAGAUUUAGAAGAAGGCCACUGUAAGGCUGUGACCAUGGCAACAGCGACAAACAUAAAGCCGGUGACAGUAGAGUGCAUAGAUGUCGAUGGCGAUGGCAUGACCAAUGCAGCUACGUCGGCCGUAGUGUCUACUGUCUGUAGUACCACACAGGUAUUGGAUGAUGAUAGUACAAUUGGUGUGCGUGAUGACGAAACUCUGAGCGUCGAAGCACGAGUUAGCGGUAAAAGAAGUGCCUCAACAGUCGAGCAAGAUGACGUGAUUUUGAGAGGAGACACCCGUGAGACCGGCAAAUGGACCGAACUCUCCGUUGCGGGUACGGCUAUGGAGGCCAAGGCGCCGUCGGGUGUGGGAGUGAAAGCGGGUUUUAGGGUGAAACGGGCGAGGAUUAAUCUCCAAGCGAAUCCGCUGGAGGUGGAAGAGGAUGUACAGAACAGUGCAACCUCCGAACAGGAUGGCACGGGAGCUGCUAUUGUCCCUGAUGUUGUGAAGCCGAUGAGUGUCACCGAUAAAGUGGCACAGUUUUUGGCGCAUAUAACGGAAAUUGCUCAAAGAUCUGAUGAAAGGUUUGAGAAGGAGAGGACUACUGUCACUACCACCACAGACUUGGCCACUCUUUUGACUAACAAGUUCUCAGCCCUGGGUUACAGUAUAGCCGACCCAUCAGCAAUACCUGUAAUGGCCGUCGAGUUACGCACGCGGUGGCUGGAUUGGUCCGCAGGAGAAAUUUCGACCGAGUACUUCAUCUCAAAGAUCAAGGAGCACGCUCAGACACUCAAAGUGCACGAGCAAUCCGACCUCCCCAACUCUUGGAAAUGUGUGUGGAAUCAGGAGAGGAAUGCAUAUGAGUAUGAGAAUCAGGUCAUCGGCGAAUUGUCAGACAUGCACCCUUCCUACCACCAAGUCACAACAGUUUACAAACCUGCAGAAACCCAUUUACCAGGCGAUACACAUACACACACACAACCUCCCGAGCCUAACGAGCCUGUCCGGGCCCCACCUGAGCCAGCGUCACCAGGUUCACAUUCCCCGCCUCCUCCUCCUCCCCCUCCCCCCUCGGAUGACGCACACGCACCACCACUGCCACCGUAUGCACCGGAUUCAGUGACGGUGAAUGCACCUACAUUGUAUGUCAGCGAUGCAAACUCCCAUGCUGAUCCUCCUGUACCGUGGGAUUCCUGUACGAAGGUGUAAAUCUGAGCGCUUUAGAUCUGGAGUCUUAUGAUCGUACCUCAGAUGUGCCCUCGCAUCCCAAUUCCGGUACCAAUUCCGGGCUGAGUGGUAAGCGGAGCCCCAUUGCUGGAUCACCUCAGAAGAAAAAGAAGAAAAAAGGCCCUACGAAGAAGGUAAGUAAGAUGUUUGGGAAAUGGGCUGCUGCAAAUGUAGAGAUGGAAGAAAGCUCACUUCCAGGCAGUGACGAAGAUGUGCCACUGACGGGUGAGCAAUGGGCAGCGCAACAGAGCGAAAGUGCUAGCGCUAAGUGGAAUCCGAACUUCGCCCCCGUGGGAGCUGGCCGCAAUCGUCCACGGUAACCCUACCAGUGGCUAGUAAUAAGCAAUAAUUAUACCUAUAGAUGGUUUCUGAAGCAGCGAUGUGGCUAACUGAAAAACUGAUCGAGGAUCUGCUGCCUCUACACCGCUCGGCGCAUCGCUCAAGGGAGUGCGCUAUAGUGUGGUGAUUAUGGAUUGUGUGCAAGUCCCGCGAGGUCGGCAGGUCAGCUCGCACCAGACCUUAGUCGCCUUUCUACUUCACAUAUAUGGUAGUAGUAGGUGAAGGGACUUGACAAUGCGGAUUUAAGAGGAGAACGGCUCGAAGGUUCUAAACUCCGCCACAUUCUUUGCUUUGCCCUGAGUGGUGUAUGAUUAGGCCCAGAGUCGUCGAAACUCGAAGUGGUGCUCAUAUCCGAUGCUAUUUGUCAUGUUGGGGCUGACUUAUACAUAUACGAUGCGGCAUAUACUUUCCUGUUGCCCAUAUUGACACCAAGACGAUCAUUUCAUCUCGCAUUUGCCCGUGAAUGAAUGCGCCUUCCAGAGGCUGAAGCUAUGUAUAGCCUGACGGCCAUCAGCAACCUACGAAAUAUGUAUCCACGAGACCGCGUGUCUCGUGAAGCUGCUAAUUUUUGUCACUUCUGGCGAGCUACUGAACCGAGCUACUUCAGGUAGCCCUCACUUUUGGCGAGCUACUGAACCGAGCUACUUCAGGUAGCCCUCACUCCAGCGCAUUGUGACAAACAUGCUGACUAUGCGAGCCACAACUUUUGCAUGUAUACCGUUGGUGGCAAUGGAGCUUUCUUGUCACUUGCGAGAUCUUUCACUCGAUCCGUACAUGUGCAGAAUAACCCGCGUACAUCACGUGUACAAUUGGCGAUCGAUCACAGAAGCUCUCUCCUAUACCACAUUCACCAAUCAUGGGGCGUUCAGUUGUUUGAGAACGCGUAGUUUCCACACCUCGCGCAGGUGCAAGCAGUAGAACCCUGCACAAAAGCACCAGCACGGGUUAUUGUCCUAUUCUUUACAGAGAUGGAUGUCACGUAAACCACUUCUUAACGGCCUGUCCGUGUUGUAACCGAAGCCCCUCGUUGACAGAUUUCAUCACGGCCGCCGUUUCGUCUGGGUCGCACUGGAGUACCAUGCAGAUGGCCUGCGCGAGAUGCUGUGUGAUUGUGCAGGUUAAAUGUGUAUUUGUAGUGAUUAAUAAGCGAUUUAGAGCUCAAUUCACGCCCUGGGUAUUAAGUCUGUGAAAGGGACAAAAUUGCCAGAUAGUUGUAGCGUUGUACAUUUUCCUGCCGCCAGACUGAGUAACAACGUGGAACCAUUCCAUACAGAAGGGCGAACGAGAACACUACAGAAUCUCAUCACAAAGUUGAAUAGUCGUUCUGCCAACUCUACGCUUCAAUUAUGUGACACGACACGCACAAAAAUCACAUUCUGGCACAGACGAAAAUAAGGAUAUAUAAAUGCAGAUAAUGAC
Sphaeroforma arctica JP610 is the source of this 4704-nucleotide messenger RNA. RefSeq lists its product as hypothetical. NCBI's taxonomy places the organism in Eukaryota, Ichthyosporea, Ichthyophonida. The record is from RefSeq and is a predicted model, not a curated record. The transcript is spliced from 7 exons. The coding region runs from base 124 to 2928 and encodes 934 amino acids.